Messenger RNA from Pyricularia grisea, 2406 nucleotides. RefSeq lists its product as uncharacterized. Bases 1138 to 2406 code for a protein of 422 amino acids. The transcript has 3 exons. NCBI's taxonomy places the organism in Eukaryota, Fungi, Ascomycota, Sordariomycetes, Magnaporthales, Pyriculariaceae. The record is from RefSeq and is a predicted model, not a curated record. Gene Ontology annotation, biological process: mitochondrion organization. Gene Ontology annotation, cellular component: SAM complex.
GCUCUGAUUCCGUUUGACUUUUUCCUUUCCUUAAGUGUGGCGUGACGAUAGCAUCAACGAUUGAUACUCUGCUUCAUCUGAUAACCUUACAGACUGAGCUUGAUGUCGUUAAUUUAACGCACACACUUACUGCCUCUAGUUCUAGACCUUACCGACAUCGAGAUCCUCAGGACUGUCAAAUUUGGCUUGGUUGCCUUGUUCUACUUCUAGUUUCUUCUAUGCACCUCCUUUAACUUUUAGAAGAAACGAAGUCAAGUUGUUGUUCUGCCUCGAAACAUUCAACCGGCACCAGACCAAAUUCGUCGCAGACGCCCUUUUACUCGCCAAGACGCCAACUAAGGUGGCAAAACUCCACUACUACAUCUUACUAUAGUAUAUCACCCGGCAUUUGCAUCAGAGAUAUUAAGGUUUAGAAAUACACCGAACUGCCCCCCCACAGCCUCUUUGUAUCAGCCAAGGAUAUCACCUCUGAGUGCAUAUUCGCCAUAUCCAGACCUCCGGCAACGAUCACCAUAAUUGCCAUCGAUCUAGAGAUUCUUUGUUGUUGCCGUUGCAGUCGCCCUUACCCACCACCGGCAACCCUAAUCUCGUCUUGAUUGUUUCAGACGGUCAACACUGCCACUUGGAAACUGUCUGCCUCACGAUUCCAGAACAACUGCAUCUCAUAGCUUUCUGGCGUUGGCCUCACCCCCUCGGGUCCGGUCCGAUCGGUCUUCCUCAAGUCCUUCUUGGAGACAGUCAGCUAUCCUUGCAGUUGCACAUCCUCCCCUUCCCUUGCAGGUUUCAAGUCAGUAGAUCAUCAGCACAGGUAUUCUGGCCAAAAAGAGAACGUGGGAACACAUCAGACGAUCGGCUCUUUUCCUCGACCGGUGCCGUCCUUGGUCCAUCCCGGCCUCCGACUUAGACCAGGCCCGGGUGAUCUGAAAGCUCAGGAUCGGCGAGUUGCCAAACGGGCUCCCCCUGGCCUUGAUCUCUUUGGGCGUGGGCAAACGCAGAUCAUCCAGAAAAGCACGUGGAAACAACAGACUGCCUUAUCAACCCCGGCAUCUCUUGCGUGGCUGUGUGAGGCUCCAUCUCAGCCUCGUCUUUACGACUUGACCACAGUUCCGACGACCGGCCUACCAGCCUCGACGAACCAUGGGUCUGUUGAGGCUAUACGUCUGGGGCCCAGCCUUUGGGCUUCCGUCACUAGAUGCCGAGUGCCUGGCUGCCAUUGCAUACUUUCAGCAGAACGUGAGACAAGGCGACUAUGAGAUUGUUGCCAGCAGUCCCUCGGCUGUGCCCACCAACCAUCUCCCGGCUCUCCACGACACAAUCACAAAUGGAUGGGCGGCAAGCUACCAGGGCAUUCUGGACAUGCUCACCAACCACCCCAGCAGUACCACCCAACACCCCUCUCCCGAUCCUUCGGCCUCGGCCAGAAUCGCACAUUUGACCGCACAGGCAUCUCCCCUCCUCGCCCUGUCACUCUACGUCUCAUCAGCCAACUACGCCACCACGACCCGUCCCGCCCUGUCCUCCGUGCUCCCCUUCCCCCUCGGCUGGACCGAGGCCCCCGCCCGGCGCCGCCUCAUGGCUCGGCGCGCCGACCACCUGGGCCUCUCGGACCUCGACACCGACGCGGACCCAGACGACCAGCAGAACCUCAACGUCGCCGACAGCACGCGCAAGUCCUUCAUCCCAGCGCGCCUCCAACCCCGCCCCUCCAAGACGGUAUCGUCCGCCCUGACCCCGGAAGCCAAGGCCCGAUUCCGCCUCGACGCCGCCGCCGCCGACGUUCUCCACGUAGUGGCCGCCGCCCCGCCCACCGCAUCCUCCUCGUCCCCGUCCGCCUACGACUGCCUCGCAUUUGGCUACCUGGCCCUGAUGACGGUCCCGGACCUCCCACGCCCUUUCCUCGAGGAGUUUAUCAACGCCCGCCACCCAGCUCUGCGCGACUUUGUGACCGAUGCCCGGAUUGCAUGGUUCUCAUCGUCGUCGUCGUCGUCAACACCAUCGCUCCCCUGGUCGUCGGACCCGACGCUGACCGCCGCGUCGCCGCUGUGCGUGGCCUCUCGCCUGGCCGCGGGCUGCGUCGCGGCGCUCCCCGGCGGCAUGGGCACAGCGUGGUCGGCGUGGGCGCACGGCCGGCGGAGCGCGCGGCUGCAGGGCCGGACGACGGGCCGGGGCGGCAGCAUGGAGCACGGCGAGGUCGCGUGGACGCUGGGCCUGGGCGUGCUGUCGGCGUCGGUCGUCGCGGCUGCCGUCAUGCUGCUGCGGGACGUCUUGGCCACGCACAGGUUCGGCGCCCCGCUGCAGGUGUUUGAUAGGGUGCGGAGGCUCGGGGGCCUGUGGGCUGUGGGUUCUGCGGGUGCGGUCUUGGGCGGCGCCGGUAGGCAAUUGGGCGCUGGUCAGUUUGCGAGGUAG